Sphaerodactylus townsendi is the source of this 888-nucleotide messenger RNA. It is a transcript of the gene DAZAP2, whose product is annotated as DAZ associated protein 2. The transcript is spliced from 4 exons. The record is from RefSeq and is a predicted model, not a curated record. Bases 205 to 711 code for a protein of 168 amino acids. NCBI's taxonomy places the organism in Eukaryota, Metazoa, Chordata, Lepidosauria, Squamata, Sphaerodactylidae.
GUUCUCCCCUGCCUCGCGGCAACGCGUUGCGGCAUGACGUCACACGGUCCGACGUAACGCUUCUCAUCAGGGCUGCGGCGACGACAACAACAAGGAAGUGACUGAGCGAGGAGAGUCGUCUCAGCCGUUGCCACCCGUCGCAGGAACCCUCUUGUCGCCGAGCGACCCGUCCCGUCCCCUUCACGCCUUCCCGACGCCGCCAUCAUGAACGGCAAAGGUCAAUAUCCUACACAGCCUUCUUACCCAGUCCAGUCUGCUGGUAAUCCUUCUGUGUUCCCGCAGACUAUACCGCUUACCCAGGCUCCACCUUACACUGAGGCUCCUCCUGCGUACUCAGAACUCUACCGCCCGAGCUUUGUGCAUCCAGGAGCUGCCACGGUACCCACCAUGUCUGCUGCAUAUCCUGGUGCUUCGCUGUACCUUCCUAUGGCUCAGUCCGUUGCCAUGGGUCCGAUGGGCUCUUCAGUUCCAGUGGCUUUUUACCCUGUGGGCCACGUCUAUCCUCCUGGAUCUGCUGUCCUUGUGGAGGGGGGCUUUGAUGCCGGAGCAAGGUUUGCAACAGGUGCCCCUGCUAACAUUCCUCCCCCUCCUCCCGGCUGUCCUCCCAACGCGGCCCAGCUGGCUGUCAUGCAGGGUGCCAACGUGUUAGUGACGCAACGGAAGGGCAACUUCUUCAUGGGGGGCUCCGACGGCGGCUACACCAUCUGGUGAAGGAAGGAGGGGGGGGGGCGCUACAUUGGUGUAAAGGAACGACAUCACAUACUGUCAGCACUUCUCACAAUGUAACCGCUUUAGUCGUAUUAACCUGGAGUUGCAGUUUAGACACAUGAUGAUGAUGGGGGCGGGGGGGUGUCUUCCUGGUGCCCUGACCUUCAGGCACUUUUUUUU